Thlaspi arvense is the source of this 2407-nucleotide messenger RNA. The record is from the annotation of a GenBank genome assembly. NCBI's taxonomy places the organism in Eukaryota, Viridiplantae, Streptophyta, Magnoliopsida, Brassicales, Brassicaceae.
CUUUUACCUUUUUCUCCUGCUUCUCUCAAUACGAGGAGAUAUGUAAGCAAAAAGCUUUAAAAAACUCAAAAACCGAUCAACAAGAAACAUAAGGAUUAUCAGCAGAAGAACAGGAAAACAGUUUACCUUCUUUGCUUUCUUCGUGUUCUUGCGUUGAAUAGGUUUCAUUUAUUUUAAAUUUGGGGUUUUAUCCCUAGAAAAGACGGUUUCUUAACCGUUUAAAUCCCAUAAGGAGAAGAUAAUUCAAUGGAGCCUCCAACGGGAAUCUUGUCUUCUCUGUGGCAAUUCAUACUCUUCAUUCCUUAUUUCACUGGAUUACUUCUUCUGGGUAUCAUUAAAGGUAUCGUUUUCUGCCCUCUUAUAUGCCUUAUCGUGGCUUUUGGAAACUCUGCAAUCAUCUUAGGCCUUUUACCAGUACACGCCGUUUGGACUCUAUAUUCGAUCUUGAGUGCUAAACAGUUAGGACCAAUCUUGAAGCUUUUCCUGUGCUUAUGUCUUCCUCUCGGCGUCAUUCUCUGGAUUGUGGUUAGUAUCAUAGGAAGUAUCCUCGGGGGAGCUUUAUAUGGCUUUCUUUCCCCAAUAUUCGCCACGUUCGAUGCUGUUGGCGAAGGGAAGUCUAAUCCGUUUUUACAUUGCUUUUACGAUGGAACAUGGAGCACUGUUAAAGGGAGCUUCACCGUUGUCUGCGAUUUUAAAGACGUUUGCUUUCACUCCUACUUUUCGCUUAUGGAUGAUCUUAGAACAUCUAGUGCAGAUCGUCAUUAUUAUGAAAUAAGGUUACUCCAAAUCCCAGGCGCUUUGAUCGUUGUGGUUCUUGGAGUUUUUGUUGAUUUCCCUGUGAUUUCACUCGUAGCCUUAUAUAAAAGCCCUUACAUGUUGUUUAAAGGCUGGCGUCGUUUGUUUCAUGACCUUAUUGGACGUGAAGGUCCUUUCUUGGAGACAAUGUGUGUCCCAAUCGCAGGCCUUGUGAUCUUACUCUGGCCUUUAGCUGUCGUGGGAGCGGUUUUAGGAUCUGUGGUCUCUAGUGUCUUCCUUGGUGCUUACGCUGGUGUAAUCUCGUAUCAGGAAUCUUCGUUCUACUUCGGUCUCUGCUAUGUCGUUGCUUCACUUUCGAUUUACGAUGAGUAUAGCAACGAUGUUCUUGACAUGCCUGAAGGUUCUUGCUUCCCAAGACCAAAGUAUCGAAGAAUCGAAGAUGGCGGUAGUACUGCUGGUGGGCUUUCAAGACCAAACUCUUUCAAGACAACUCCAUCAAGAGGAGGAUCAAACAGAGGCCCAAUGAUUGACCUCAAGCCUCUUGAUCUUCUUGAAGCUCUUUUUGUAGAAUGUAGAAAGUACGGAGAGACUAUGGUAACGAGAGGGAUUAUAAACUCAAAGGACAUCGAAGAAGCUAAGUCUAGCAAAGGCAGCCAAGUGAUUAGCAUUGGCUUGCCUGCUUAUUCCCUUCUUCACGAGCUUUUACGCUCUAUCAAAUCCAAUUCCACCGGUUUGUUACUCGGUGACGGUGUUACGGAGAUAACCUCAAAGAACCGACCAAAAGAUGCGUUCUUUGAUUGGUUUCUGAAUCCGUUUCUGAUACUUAAAGACCAGAUCGAAGCAGCGAAUCUAUCCGAAGAAGAAGAAGAGUAUCUUGGGAAAUUGGUGUUGCUGUUUGGAGAUUCAGAGAGACUCAAAAGCUCCAUGACCGACUCUGAAUCUCCUGUUUUGACCGAACUAAGAAAAGCCGAGCUUGACGCCUUUGCUCGCAGGCUUCAAGGAUUGACCAAAUCGGUAUCAAGAUAUCCAACAUUCAGAAGACAUUUUGUGGAGCUAGUCAAGAAACUAUCAAAUGAUCUAGACAAUAAACAUGACCGGUUUGAAGGCGGUUCGAGACCGGUUCCACGUCCCGGGAAAACCGUUUCUCGGAUUUUCAGCCAGAGAUCGUUCAAGAACAAGACGAGUACCAACGGGUCAGAUCAAGAUUCACCAAACCGUGGCUUAAGAGGCGUUGAUAUUGUGUAAAGUAUAGUAAGUAUGUUGUGUGAACUCUAAAUCUAGAUCGAAAAAUCAGUCUUUUUAAGCUCUGUAAUCAUAAGUUUUUUAUACAGAUUCAGUGAAUAUGAAAGCUGUUUUUUUACGAUGAUCUAUCAAUCUGAUUUUACAAAUGUUGAUUUUGACUCAGCUUUUCUUGAUGUCGUUGUUGUUUGUUCCUCAGAAACAGCAGAACCAUUUCUUCUGUGCUUCUUGCCCUUUGUUAUUGUUGUUGUCACGGCGUUGAGACGUGGCACGACCACUAGCGUUUGUCUUUUUGUCGUCUCGAGCUUUAGCGAAUAUAACCGUGAACCCUUCGGCUGAUGCUGGAUCGUUCACAUCCCAUUCUCCAAAUUUUGGUAAUGGUCGAUCUUGUUGUUGUCUCGGUUGAUUAUUC